Molecule: messenger RNA, 6312 nt
Organism: Oryctolagus cuniculus (rabbit)
Lineage: Eukaryota; Metazoa; Chordata; Mammalia; Lagomorpha; Leporidae
Source: RefSeq, a predicted model, not a curated record
AUGCCAGACGGGAAGAUGUGCGUCCUGUCGCUGCUACCUCAUGCCAGGAUGUUCUUUAAACACGGGGUCCUCUUAGCGCCACCCAUACACUCGGGCCUCCCGCCAGUGCCUGUGGAAUCUGAAAUCAGUUGCGCGUUCGCCCGAGCUACGCUCCCGGAAGUACAUGGGGGUCGUGUCCGGGGCCGUGGGCUGCGCACGCCGGUUCGUGGCGGCACGUGCCUCUGCACGUGGCCACGCGCCUGGCCCCCCGGCGCCCUGGAGCCGCCGGUGUCGGUCUCGGAGGCUGUGUCGUCCCUGACCAUCGCCGACGCGUUCGUGGCGGCCGGCGAGAACUCAGCGCCGCCCGCUAGGAGGUUCAUCUGCUCCUUCCCCGACUGCAGUGCCAAUUACAACAAAGCCUGGAAGCUAGAUGCGCACCUGUGCAAGCACACGGGGGAGAGACCAUUUGUUUGUGACCACGAGGGCUGUGGCAAGGCCUUCAUCAGGGACUACCAUCUGAGUCGCCACGCACUGAUUCAUACUGGAGAAAAGCCGUUUGUCUGCACAGCUAGUGACUGUGAUCAGAAGUUCAACACAAAAUCGAACUUGAAGAAACAUUUUGAACGCAAACAUGAAAAUCAGCAAAAGCAGUAUGUAUGCGGCUUUGAGGGCUGUCAGAAGACCUUCAGGAAACACCAGCAGCUGAAGACGCAUCAGAGCCAGCACACCAACGAGCCACCCUUCAAGUGUGCCCAGGAGGGAUGUGGGAAACACUUCGCCUCCCCCAGCAGGCUGAAGCGGCACGCCAAGGUCCAUGAGGGUUACACGUGUCAAAAGGGAUGUUCCUUUGUGGCCAAAACAUGGACAGAGCUCCUGAAACACACAAGAGAAGCCCAUAAAGAGGUAACAACCUGUGAAGUAUGCCAGAAAACGUUUAAGCGCAAAGAUUACCUUAAGCAACACAUGAAGACUCACGCCCCGGCGAGGGACGUAUAUCGCUGUCCGCGGGAAGGCUGUGGGCGGACCUACACCACUGUAUUUAAUCUGCAGAGCCACAUCCUCUCCUUCCAUGAAGAAAUGCGUCCAUUUGUGUGUGAGCACGCGGGCUGUGGCAAAACGUUUGCCAUGAAACAAAGUCUCACACGGCACGCUGUUGUGCACGACCCUGACAAGAUAAAGCUCAAAGUAAAACGAUCUCGUGAGAAACGGAGCCUCGCCUCCCAUCUCAGUGGCUAUAUCCCCCCUAAAAGGAAACAAGAGCAAGAGUUGCCUAAAAACGGAGAGUCGCUGGACUGUGUUGAAGACAGGGUGCUCUCAACAGUUGCUGUGCGUACCCUCACCUGAAUGGUACCCUGCGUUGUUUAAAGGACCACGGACCAGUGAGCUUAUUUUCACACCAAGCAUAUUUUCUUUAUUAGUCACUGAUGUGGAUCAUUUGAUUCCUUUUCACUUCUACUUUCUUUGUGCAAAGUGUCUCUUUUCUGGGUCCCUUGAGAUUCUUUAUAUGUAUUCUCUUCCUUUUUGCUCAAAUGACGAAGAACACACAUUACAGCUUUUCCUCCUUUAACAGCUUGUGGCUUGGAUUUGAAGGUGGCUAUUCCAGGCAUUGUCUGGAGUAUUUGAUUAAAUAGCUCCUCCUAAAAAGGGAAAACAGCCAAAGAUGAAUUUAAAGUCACUGUCUUAGGAGUGGGCAUUUAGCCUGGCAAUUAAGAUGCUUGCAUUCUAAAUCACAGUGCCAAGGUGUGGAUCCCAGCCCUGCCCCCAAUUCCAGCUCCCUACUAAUGCUGGAAGGCCUGGGAGGCAGCAGUGAUGGCUCAAGUGGUUGAGUUCCUGUCACCUUCUUGGGAGCCCUGGACUGCAUUCCUGGCCCAGCCUUGGCCGUUGCAGGCAUCUGGGGAGUGAACCAGAGGAUAGCGGCAUGCACUUCCUCUCUCUCUAUGGUUUUGUCUCUCAAAUAAGCAAAAUUAAAAAAUAAAGCCAGUGUCUUUGAUGCUUUCUAAUGUUCAUAAUCCAGUACUUAUAAAAAAUCUGCCUUCUUCCUGUCAGAGAUGCUACCUGCCUUUACUGGCCAGCUCUCCUCCCAGACCAGCUAGGUAAUGGAAGUCAACAGGGUGCCUUCCCCAAGGAGGUUCAUACCUCCCUUAGGACAUACCCCUCAUAACUGACAAGGCCUUAAAGCCCACCAGAUUAUUACUUCUAUCAGUUUUUUUUUUUUUUAAGAUAUAUUUAUAUAUUUGAAAGUCAGAGUUACACAGAGAGAGGAGAGGCAGAGAGAGAGACAUCUUCCAUCUGCUUGCUCAUUCCCCAACUGGCCACAAUGGCUGGAGCUGCGCUGAUCUGAAGCCAGGAGCCAGGAACUUCCUCCGGGUUUCCCAUGUGGGUGCAAGGGCACAAGAACUUGGGCCAUCUUCUUCUGCUUUCCCAGGCCAUAGCAGAGAGCUGGAUCAGAUGUGCAGCAGCUAGGACUUGAACCGGUGCCCAUAUGGGCUGCCAGCAUUGCAGGGGGCAGCUUUACCUGCUACCUCACAGUGCCGGCCCCAACCCUCUGUCAGUUUGUUUGCCUCUCAAUCGGAGAAUUGAUUCGUGGUUUACACCUUUCUUAAGUCCUCUAUUAAUGGCUUUGUCCUUUGUUCUAGACCCUGUCUAGCCCAUUUGGGGCCUCAUUCCUUUGUAAUCAUAGCCUCUACUUUUUUUUUUUUUUUUUUUUACAUUUUGAAUUUUAUUUAAACUUGUGUUCUGGCUCAUCUUUAAGUUUGGUGUACAAAUCAUUUUUAAGACUCAAGUCCUGUAAACUUAGGUCAAGCUUCAAUAGCUGAUAACUGUUCAAUGCAGAUCCUUUCUUGCUUGCUUGCUGUAUGUUCUGCAGGCUUACAAAGGUGUUUCCUUAAACGGUGGUGUCUCCAAAGUCCUUGUUCCAAGCCUCUACUUUUACAUCAAUGGCUCUACUCCCGACCUGUGUGUACUGAUGGUCCUCUCCCCCACUUAAUGUUUUAUGAUCAGAAUUUCUCCUCAAACCUCUCUACCUGCAAAAGAUGAAUGGUCUUUCUCCCAGUCUUGGUUGAGAUCAGCUUUAAACUACAUCCAUCAGUCUUCACAAGGGUCCAGAGACACCCCCCCCCCCCAUUUCCUCUCCUCUAUGAAAUCCUCUCAUUAUUUAGUUAAUACCACUAUUAGGACCGUUGGUUGCUAUUCUCACCCUUUUAUACUACCAUGUGUUUAAGUGUUUACAGGAGGUGACAAUGGAAUGAACCAAGGCCUUCACCAGCCAGUCAGUCAACCAAACACUGCUACAGGGAUAUACUCAGUUCCCCACUCAGGAGACAGCGGCUUGAGACAUCACCCAAUGACAGCAGAGAGUACUUCAUCGCCCCAUAUCAGCAGGAAGUAGCUCUAAAGACAGAUCAUCGUCCCUCUACCCUUCCUCGACUUUUGGAACUAAUAUAAUCUCAUACACUCUAGCUUUAUAAAAAAACAAAAGGAUGGAAUGUUAGUAAAAUGGCAGAGUCUUAACUGUGGCACAACCUACACCCCGGACACCAUCCUAGGCUCUAGUCCCUGCCGCCAUGGCUGGAAGCCAGGUGACCCCAUGGCCUAACCACCGGUGUCUGCUCUACCCCCAUCCUAAUAGUAUUUGCUGCUCCUACUUCCUUAGCUCCCGCCCCGCCCCCCCCCCCCAAGUUUUAAGAGGACCUGUUCCUGAACACAUAGCUCAUUCUCUUGAUCGCUCUCUCAUUCUCUCUUUUGAUCUCUCUCUCACGCUCUCCUUCUCUUUUCCUUCUUCACCCCUUGCCUCCGGUCUGUCGAGUUUCCCCCAAUAAACCCUUGUCCGUUAAAAAAAAAAAAAAAAAAAAAAAAACCUGCCUUCUUUAAUUGCUGCCACUUAAGUGACUAAUUAACUCAUACAUAUCUGGUUGAUUGGACUCUGUACAGCAGCUCCGUGUAAUUAAUACACGGAAGGAUCUGAGGUCCUAAAUCUCCACGGUCACAGCAGAAAGGGGCUAUCUUUGUCCUAGAAUGCUCUUGCAAAAACAAGCACAAAGUCCCAAGGCUGAGCCUUGACAAAGUAUCUCCUUAUUCCCUGAAACUGUCAGCCAGUGUACCUCUCAAAAUACUUGCAACAGUAACACAGAAUCACGUGAGGUGAUUAAGAAAAGAGACCUGUGCUCCAAAAAUUCUGGGCCUGUGCUGAAGUGAUUCUAACACAGAUUAGGGUUCAAAACCACUGGACGAAUGCUACCUUUACUGAAUGAUAAGAUACCCAAUUAAAAGCAAAGUAGGUGUUCCAUGGACAUCCUGGGAUUUCAAACCCAUAGAUGCUCUCUGGAGGACAGUCUCUGUGAAAUGCCCAUAAGACUUAGAAGAGACACGAUAUGUCCCGUUUCCAGUUUUCCAUGUGAGGGUUGACUAUUCUUCAGUUUGUAUAUCAGAGCACUAUAUAAUUGUUAAAUUAUAGACUAGAGAAUGUUUCCAUUUGGGAAAUGUAUGCACAGUGUGCCUGCAUUUUGAAAAACACAUUGGUAAGCUAUUACUUACUAAAUGGCAGAAGUACCAGUCACUGUUUUGCUUUUAAGUUUUCCCAGGAAACACAAGCAACUGGCAUACCUGUUUCCACUUACCGUUUUGUUUUCUGGCUCAUCUGCAUUUUUCCCCUUCUUUAUAGUAAUUUGAACUUGGUAUUUUUUCUCAAUCCACUGCUGAAUCUGUUUAUUCUUUGUGUCCAAAUCAUGUUGUCCAAUAUUUGAAGAGAAAGUCAGCUCUUUUGUCAGGAUUGGUCCUAGUUUGAAACAGAGAUUUGAUGCUGGGACCAUUUUCUAGUUUCCAGUGAAACCUGAACUCUUCUUCUUGCAAACCCCAUGCUGUGUCCAUCUCCUAAGAUCUUAGGUUUGCUGCAGGGCUCUCCCAAGCCUCAGCUGACCUUCAGUUUCAAAUAAAGGCUUUCUUAAACUGAGGAGACAGACAUAAAGGCACCAUUUUUUUUUUUAACCUGCCAAGUAAAGGUAUUGAAAGUUGUUUUUUUUGUUUGUUUGUUUUUUUGACAGAGUGGACAGUGAGAGAGAGAGAAAGGGCUUCCUUUUCUGUUGGCUCACCCCUCAAUGGCCACUGCAGCUGGCGCACCGCGCUGAUCUGAAGCCAGGAGCCAGGUGCUUCUCCUGGUCUCCCAUGCAGGUGCAGGGCCCAAGCACUUGGGCCAUCCUCCACUGCACUCCCGGGCCACAGCAGAGAGCUGGACUGGAAGAGGAGCAACCAGGACAGAAUCUGGUGCCCCAAUUGGGACUAGAACCCAGGGCGCCAGCACCGCAGACAGGAUUAGCCAAGUGAGCCAUGGUGCCAGCCUUUUUUUUUUUUUUUUUUUGAGAUUUAUUUAUUUAUUUGAAAGAGUUACACAGAGAGAGGAGAGGCAGAGAGAGAGGUAGAAAGUUUUUGAUUAGUUUUUUGCAUUAUACUUGAAUCAGGAAGAAAAGCCACCUCAGAAAAAGUAAAGCAACAUGAAUAGGCAACUUAGAAGAAAAACUUCAAAUAAUGAAAAGGAAAUAAAACAGUAAGCUAUGAUUUCUCAUCCACUGACAUGACAAAAAUUUAGAAUCUGACAGUACCAAGUGCAGGUAAGGAUGUAGAGCAAGGAAUUUCAUAGGUGGUUGCUGAUAGCAAUUUAAACCUGAUAGGUUAGAGUUACAGAUGCUAAAGUAUGUACAAAAUGUCCAUAAUACUGAGAAACAGCGAGAAACUCAGUGUCCAUGGAGAUGGAGUAACAAAUCUGAAAUAAUCUCAUGAUGAAAUGCAAUAUGGUAACUAUAACACCAAUGGAACUUGAAAAUAACAGUAUGCCAUUUGUAUUUUACAUAUAUACAUCUGUGUGUCAUUUAUGAAUAUACUUGUAUAUAGCUGAGUUUAAUGAUGGACUGGAUUUACACCCUUAACCCCAUGAGAGUGAGCAAGUACAACCCUGGGGCGAGGGAGUUGGGGACCAUAACUUUUCUGUAAUGUUUUAUUUAAGAAAAUCUGAAGGGGCUGGUGUUGUGGUGCAGUGGAAAAGCUGUCACUUGCAACACAGGCAUCCUGCAUCCGAGCACUGGGUCAAGUUCUGGCUGCCCCACUCCCACUCCAGCUUCCUGCUAGUGCUCCUGGGCAAGCAGCAGAAGAUGAUCUGAGACUUAGGUUCCUGCCACCUACCCAGGAGGCCAGGACAGAGUUCCUGACUCCUGGCUUUAGCCGCUCCCAGCCCUGGCCAUUGUGGCCAUUUGGGGAAUGAACCAGCGGAUGGAAGAUCUCUCUUUCCCUCUCAUCCUGUCACUCUGCUUUUCAAAUAAAUGAAUCUUCAAACAUUUUUUUAAA